AUGGUCUUUGACGUGGUCCCGUUCUAUGAGGUCAAGUCCAUUUGGAUUGGCAGAAGCAACGGAGGGAAACGCCUGGAGUACGUUGAUGUCAAGAGAGCGUACUCGAAGUGUGUGGAGAACGAGAUCUGCCCUGGCUUCGUCAACUCAUCCCAAGAGUCGGCUGCGAUGUUCCUCCAGAACGUCACAAAGAUCAGCGAGAGGAUGCCCGAGACCGAGACAGGUGCCGAUAAUCUGCACUACAUCAGGGACAUGGUUGAUCGUGCAUGCGAACUCUAUCGGAACAACAAGAUGGAGGAGUUCAACGCGCAGGUCAACGAGGUCAGGGACGAAAUCAGCAAAGUCGUCAUCCUGAAUGAUGAGACAUGGGAGGGACUGAGAUGCCGGAUAUGUCCAUCGUGUGCGACCGCGAUCCCCACAUGCUUCUGCUUAUGCCUGGAAUGUGAGGCGCAACUGAUCUCCACCGGGAGGUACUACAUCCACGUCAACUCCGACGAUGAGGAGGACAAUCAAAACCCCAACGUCUCGGGAGAUGCCAAGCGCGCACAGGAAGAAGCUAACCACGGUGCGGCGGCACAGGAGGAUGAUGACGAAGCGGAGGAAGUUCCGGGAGAAGAAGACGACAUGGACACGCAAGGAUAUACAUCCGGAUAUGCGUCAGAAGAGGAUGACAGCGGUUGGUAUUACCGCGACACUGAUCUGACGUCACGGGAUAUCAUAAAUUCCCAGCGGAUGGCGAUCUGCCUUGACGAGCCGCGUGAGGCUCAGUACAUGGCAGGGUUUAUCGCACUCCAGAUGUCCAAGAUGUGGGGGAUGUUCGAGGGUGGUGAGGAGAGAACGAUGAAUGCCCAACUCGAGGGGAGACCGGGCUGCCCUUACCACAAUGACUUCAAGAGAUACCCCAACAUGACUGAGCAUGAUCAGGAGCGUGACGAAUAUAUUCGUAUGAUGGUGUGCAAACGCGAGGGACUAUACACAUUCUACAAGCUGUGGAUUGCAGCGAGAAUCCUCGAUGUCACCAAGGACGAAAUGAAGCUGCUGGUCAAGGAUUACAGCAAGAAGUGUGUCCGGGCACGAGAAGCCCAGAAGAACUUGGACGAGGCCGCGACGAUCGCUAGGUUGGAGGCCGAGCUCAAGGUCGAGCGCAAGGUGGAGAGGUGCCGCGAGCAGACCGUGGCAACCCAGAGCCAGGUUCUGGGCGCUCUCAGCGAUUUGAGGUCGGAAUUCAAUCCCAGAUUCGUGUGUCACGUCAGCAAGAAGCUGCCGGACGGAGUUUGCGGCAGGCUGGUGGCGUUUUGGAAUCGGCGCCCGCUGUCUUCGGAUACGAGGCUCCUGCGCGGCGGUCAUGAGUCGGUCUUGUACUUGGCUUUUGACCCGAAGUUCUCCUCCCUCCGAGACCCAAAGUUUCAACGCGGCGCCUAUGCGCAGUGCGUGGGGGACUCCGCAGGCAUGGGCCUCUUUAACCAGGCUUUGCGUCCCUUUGGCAUGGGAGCCUUCCACUGCGGCGUCGAGGUGCACGGAGAGGAGUGGAGCUUCAGAGACGUGAUGCCGGGGCACCAAGACAAGGCGAUCUUCGGCUGCGAGCCCAGGAGGUGCCGAGGUCAUAGGUACCAAGAGAGUCUGGAGCUGGGCUUCACGUACCUCUCGAAGAAAGAAGUGCGGCAGCUGCUGCAGCUGAUGCUUGCCAGAUGGCCUGGCGCAAAGUACAACGUCCUGAGCAACAAUUGCUGCCACUUCUGCGACGAGUUCUGCAGGCUUCUAGGUGUUGGCGCGAUCCCGAGCCGUUUGUUCACCUUGGCCAAGCUGGCCCGAGCCAUGCUGACCUCGAUGCAAGCCCUGGAGCAGCGACGGCAGGAUGCCGCGGCCUUUAUUCGGGGCUCGGAGGCGUUUCAGGUGGGCUGCUGCACCCCGGCAGCGACAGCUCCCAAGGAGGUAGACCUGAGCGACAUAGUGAAGGAGCUGUGA
Molecule: messenger RNA, 1962 nt
Organism: Effrenium voratum
Lineage: Eukaryota; Dinophyceae; Suessiales; Symbiodiniaceae
Source: the annotation of a GenBank genome assembly